AUGGCCAUGGAGAACCCGGCCGAUGAACUCAAGCAAAAGGCUGAGAUCGAGGAGUACAUCACAGAUGACCGCUCUAGAGAGGCUAUCGAGUUCGAGAAGAAAGAAGCCAAGUUGCGGCGCAAGCUCGAUCUCUACAUAGCCCCCGUCAUGAUGCUUCUCAUGCUCAUCAGUUACCUUGACCGUGGGAAUAUUGGGUUCGCGGCCACCCAAGGCAUGGCUGAUGAUAUCGGUCUACAUGGCAAUCAGCUCAACACUGCCGUCUCUAUCUUUUAUUGCACAUAUGUCCUGGCAGAGCUACCCACCUCGUUAUACGUCAAACGACUUCAAUUCCACCGAGUCAUCCCUAUCAUCACCUUUUGCUGGGGACUUGUGUGUAUGUGCAUGGGAUUCAUCCAGAACUUCGCGGGUCUCUGUGUCUGCAGAAUCCUGUUGGGCUGGUUUGAAGGCUGUUUGUUUCCUUCCAUGACCUUGUUCUUGGCCAACUGGUACAGACGAGAAGAAUUGGCUCAAAGGAUAUCCUAUCUCUUCAUUGCCUCUGCGCUCUCCGGCGCUUUCGGUGGUCUCAUCGCCUUUGGCAUCCUGUACAUGGAUGGCGUCGCCGAUUACCCUGGUUGGCGGUGGCUCUAUAUCCUGGAGGGUCUUAUCACGCUCGUCUUCGCUGCCAUGUGCAUUUAUCUGGUCCCAAAGAACUACCAGACCGCCUACUUCCUCAAUGACGAAGACAAGAAAAUCAUGGCUGUCCGUGCCGAGCUAUCAGAAUCCUACUCGGGAGGCGACGGCCACUACAAACUCAGCGAUCUCAAGCUGGCCUGGAAAGACACGAAGACUUGGUUGCACGGUGUCAGUCAGAUUGCCGUGGUCACCAUUCUCUAUGGUUUUGGCACUUUCUUGCCCAUUAUCAUCAAGAACGGACUGCAUUACUCCACCAAACAAGCUCAAUAUCUCGUGAUUCCCGUCAAUCUCUGGGGAGCAAUCGUCUACGCCGUCGGUGCAGUCAUCUCCGACAGAUACCACAAGAGGUUCUUGAUCAUGGUGAUUUGUGCUCCUGUCGGCAUUGCAGGAUACGCCAUCCUUCUGAGAAUGGACGACGUCUCGGUGGGAGUCCAAUAUUUCGCAACUUAUCUCAUCGCCACCGCAUGCUUCCUCUGUACCGGCGGUAAUAUUGCCUGGCUGUCUGGCAACGUGGCACCUGACGGGAAGAGAGCUGCAAGUUUGGGUACCCAGCUCACCCUCACCAACCUUGGCGGUAUCAUUUCCGGCCAGAUCUACGCGUCCACGGACGCGCCUAAAUUUGUUCUCGGCCACGCCUGGUCCCUGGGCAGUCUGGCUUUCGCCUUCAUUGUCUUCAACAUUCUGUACGUGCUCUACAAGAAGCGCGAGGCCCGCAAGGAGGAGCUCCGCUCUCAAGGUGUGGUUACGCCGCCCCAGGAGUUCACCGACAAAUCGCCCGAAUUCAAAUACCAGCUCUAA
Fonsecaea nubica is the source of this 1470-nucleotide messenger RNA. RefSeq lists its product as hypothetical. The record is from RefSeq and is a predicted model, not a curated record. Gene Ontology annotation, cellular component: membrane. Bases 1 to 1470 code for a protein of 489 amino acids. The transcript is spliced from 5 exons. Gene Ontology annotation, molecular function: transmembrane transporter activity. Gene Ontology annotation, biological process: transmembrane transport. NCBI's taxonomy places the organism in Eukaryota, Fungi, Ascomycota, Eurotiomycetes, Chaetothyriales, Herpotrichiellaceae.